GGGAGGCGGGGUGCUGUCCCGCCCCCCGGGUGUGCGCGAGGCGGCGGCGCGUGGCAGCGGCGGCUCCGGGCUCAGAGUCCCGAGCGCAGGCGGCGGCGCCGAGCCCGGCCCGGCCAUGACCGACUUCAAGCUGGGGAUCGUGCGGCUCGGCCGGGUGGCCGGCAAGACAAAGUACACGCUAAUAGAUGAACAAGACAUCCCAUUAGUGGAGAGUUACUCUUUUGAGGCUCGGAUGGAGGUAGAUGCUGAUGGAAAUGGUGCUAAAAUAUUUGCUUAUGCUUUUGACAAAAACAGAGGAAGGGGAUCUGGGCGUCUGCUGCAUGAGCUACUGUGGGAGAGGCACCGGGGAGGGAUUGCCCCAGGAUUUCAAGUGGUGCAUUUGAACGCAGUGACGGUAGACAACCGACUGGACAAUCUGCGUUUAGUCCCGUGGGGGUGGAGACCCAAGGCUGAAGACAUUUCUAGUAAACAAAGGGAACAAAGUCUGUACUGGCUGGCGAUCCAGCAGCUUCCCACUGAUCCAAUAGAAGAGCAGUUUCCUGUGCUGAAUGUAACGCGGUAUUACAACGCUAAUGGGGACGUUGUGGAGGAAGAGGAAAACUCAUGCACAUACUAUGAAUGUCACUACCCCCCAUGCACAAUGAUUGAAAAACAGUUACGUGAAUUCAAUAUAUGUGGCCGAUGCCAGGUAGCAAGGUACUGUGGGUCUCAGUGCCAGCAGAAGGACUGGCCUGCUCACAAGAAGCACUGUCGGGAGAAGAAACGAACCUUCCAGCAAGAGCUCGGACCAGAACGAUGACCGGGUGGCGCAGGCCUCUCAGCAGCAGGAUUCCUUCUCAAAGGCAUUGGACUCUUGCUUUUGCACAGUAAUGACAGACUGCUUAUUGAAGCCAGAGGCACUGAAGAAGACAAACCCUGUGAUGCUUGAGCAGAACAGCUGACUGGACUAAGCCAGCUCUGACUGGUGCUGUGGAAAGGGAUUGGGUCUUCCCUUCCAGUAUUAUAUUCUCAAGCAAAAAGACUACUGUGGAGGCUCCGGGCAGGAAGCUUCUCAUUAUUUAUAUGUUAAUAUGUUUGUAAACUCAUGUACAGUUUUUUGUUAGAAAUUCUCAAUAGGACACAUUUACUGUAAUGUUCAGAUGAGAACACAUUGUUGGCCUACAAGUAAAAAAACUGUCAUGUAGCAAAAGCUUUUCCUCCCAUGUGGCUAAAUGGUAUCUGUGGCUGUGCCAAGGCCAGGAGACUGGCUCAGACAUCAGCAGUUACUCUGGAGAACUCUGCAUGGAAGUUAUAUUUAAAAAAGCAAAACAAACAAAGUAAAGGGUUGGAAUGAACUGUUGUCUGCUCUGCUCUGUAGUUUUCUCCUGUUGUUCCCUUUUAGCCAUUUCUGAAGCUCAGUAACACUUGGUCUUUACAUCUCUUACUAAGCAUUUUCUUUCUAGUACACCAAGCCUUGACACUGGGCAGAAUUCAGGGUAUCAUCAAAGAGACUGGAAGGGCAUGGAGCUAGUUGAUCCCACUUGCACUGGAGAAGGGCUGCUAGAGAUUAUGCUUUGUGUUUGCAGAAAGUUAAAUCUGGUUUCCUGCUGUCAAACCUUUGUAUGCUCAUGAAUGUGUACCUGUAGCCAAAGGAUCUUCUCUCUUGCUUCUCCAGAUAUUUGUAACUGAUCUUGUAGGUCCAGUGAUUGCUUUGGGAUACUCCUUAUUUUAAAGAGAUGCUAUCAAUCUGAAAAUCAUAUCUUUCUGAAUUUUUUUACCUAAUAGUGAAAAUUAACACCAAAAAUGUUGGAAGGAAAAUUUUUUGACCUGCUUUGGAAAAGAGAACUAUUUGGGCCCCUCUUGCUUUUUUAUUAUGUAUAAUAGAUACUGGAAUUUUAUGCUUGCUUUUCCUUAGAAAUACCAGAAACAUCAAAUUUGGAUGCUCUCUAUUGUUUUUGAGGAACUAAAUGGUUGACUCAAA
This is a messenger RNA of Chelonia mydas (Green sea turtle), 1960 nucleotides long. It is a transcript of the gene ZMYND19, whose product is annotated as zinc finger MYND-type containing 19. Bases 116 to 799 code for a protein of 227 amino acids. NCBI's taxonomy places the organism in Eukaryota, Metazoa, Chordata, Testudines, Cheloniidae. The record is from RefSeq and is a predicted model, not a curated record. The transcript has 6 exons.